UACCCAUGUCUAAUAGUUGAAAGCCAGGUUGACUGCAACUGUGAGCAAUACGCAUGUCUAUUGUUUACUGUCUGUCUGGCAGAAAGUCUGAGCCAGUGCAAAAUAAGACAUGUCUACUGUGAUUGUGUUUGACGAGAGCUGUAAAACUUGACAUUUGUCUUUCAUGAAUCUUUUCGUAACUAAAUAUGAUGCGAAGCUGACUGGUAGAAAAAUAAUCAUUGUUAUCAAGAAGCGAAACUGUAGUUAGUUUUGUUUGCCUUUUAAAUAUGGCGAAGGAAGAAAUGGAAGACUCUGAUGAAGAUGUUGUACUUCCAAAUUCACCUCUGGCGGAUUACAUGCGAAACGUUUACAAUUCAGAUUAUAUAAAUUUACCUUUCUUAGAAGAUGUAAGGAAUCAAAAUGUCAGGUCUGGGUUAAAUGAUAUGCUUUCGGAUAUGAAUGUGGAAAGGAAAUCCGUAAGCGUGAUGACAAGUAUAAUAAGUAGCUUAAAAAGUUGGGUGAUUUCCUUAUAUGCACAUCUGUUACCGUUUACUGAACAGGUUAAUCGCUAUCUGCAAAAUCGCAUUUUGAGGAACUUUCAAAAUUCUAAAAUUUUGAUAGCUGAAGACAUGUCUUUCUUGCAGAAUUGGGAAUCAGAAACUCUAAGUGAUGUUAAAUCAUCUGCGGCAGCUGCAUUUCAAAUAAUUGCUACCAUUCUUGUGAUUUUCAUUUUUAAAAGCCUGUUUGUCGAUUCUGGUAUUCAGUGUUUGGAUAAAAAGUACAUUUUAUUUCCUGAAUAUUUCCAUUUAUGGUUUCAUAUAUAUACUUUAAUUUUAAAAUACCUUUUCAAUGGUAUUUUAUUAUUACUUUUCAUUUUCAUAGUCAUGAAUGUAAUAAAAGUGCUGUUUUACAUAAAUUUGCAUUUAAAUAUAACAAAAACUUUGAAUAAUAUGCAAAGUAUGACUUGUGUAAUAAAAAAAAGUAUCAGACUUAUUCAAGAAGCAGAAUUAAUAGCACGAGGUUUCACUUCUGCAUCCGUUACAGCUGUAGCGGAACGAAUUGAAACUGCAUCUGGUUUGCCUAUUGCCUGUCCAAACAGACAAUAUCCUGAACUUCGGAAAUGCAUAUUUACAUGGAACAAGACCUUGUUUAUGUAUCAUAGAUCAGCUACUUUAAAAAUUUUACAAACUGUGCCUUUAGGACAAUAUUUUGAUUUUUCUUCUCAUGCUGUAGCUAUGUUAGAUUUAAAAGAGUUUGGUGAGCUUUUGAAGUAUGAUGUAAAUUCUGUAGAUCAGUUAGAAGAACUCGAAAAAGUUUCUAGUGGCUUUAGUAUAACGUCAUUAAAAACAAUUUAUCAGUUAAUGGAACUACAAAUGUCUGAAUUUUUUAAGUACUUAUAUCUUAGUAUGUCAUGUUUAAUUAGCAGUAAUCAUAUAAAUCACUUAUGUUAUCUCAUGCGUCUGAAGUCAACACUGUCAACCUUACAAAAGGAAAUGACUUUUCUAUUAAAUGAAACUCAUUCUGUUUAUCGAUAUUAUAGAAGCAUGGCUACUGAUACUGUUGAAAAUAAUUUACAGUUGUCUUCUCGUAAAUCACAUUUAGAGGUGGCUGUUCACAAUAUGAGUUUGCAUUUGAAAGCUGCUUUAGUAAGAUUACUCCAAGCUGAAGAUCAUUUAAGUAAAACGUAUAAAGAACAUGGUGAUUGUGACUCGUUAAUAAGUAAUAACUCUUUGCGUUUGGUACAUUCUGUACUUAAAGAAGUUAAAUUAGAAGUUUCAGCAUAUGAAGUAAUAUUUGUAGAAUGUACUGAUUAUAUUAAUAAGUUAAUUGAUGGUAAUGAAAAAUUUCCAGUUGAACAGAUAAAUAUUAAAACAUUUCCAAAUGACUCUCAAGACAUUUCAAAACCAGUUAAGUGUGAUGUUGAAAGAAAUAUUGAAGAUGAAGUUUUUGAAGCUGUAGUAACAAAAUUAUCUCAUGAAAUUAAUGAAAAAGAUGAAAGAAAUUUUGCUGAUGAAGAAUGUAAAAGGAAUCUAGAAGUUUCAAGUCAUUUGAUGCAGGAACUUAAAAAUGUGCUUGUUGUUAAAGCUGAUGAAUGUCGUAUUCGUGAACAGAAAGCUUUGGCAAAGAAAAAACAAGAACUGGGAAUUUCUGAAUCUCCUGAAAUUUUGUAUGCUGGUUCAGAAAGUGUAGACGAAUCCCCGAUGAAUACUUGUUUGUUAGGUAAGAAAAAAUUUGCAGAAUCCUGGGACACAUACAAAAACAGUUCUUACUUGCACGAUAUUAAUGAUUUUGAACAUGAUGAUGAAGAUAUAAGGACAGAAGAUUCUCAGAAUACUAAAUUAAGUUUUGAACAUAGCAUAUUAGAUAAAAAUGAUUCUUUUGCAUCUUCAAUUGCUGCAUUGGCAGCUCAACGUAAACAAAUGUUAGGCAUAUCCCCUGAUGUAUGCUUUGACAAUGAAAGUGGAAAUGAAAGUUUAUCUGAGUAAUGAUUGUUAUAUUGUAUUUAUUUUGGCUACAUGUGUCAAAUAUGACCAAACAUUUAAAUGCUUUUUAGAAUUUAAUUUUAUGUAACUAACUUAUAAGUUAACUUUUACAAGUAAAUAAAAGUAUUAAAUUAAAAUGGUCUAAAGUUUCAGAAUGUAAAAAAGAUAUUACAUUAUGUAAUUAAUACAUUUAAUUUAAAUCAUUUCCAAGUUACAUAAAUAUUCAGACUUUUUUGAAUUUUGUAUGAAUCAAUUGAAAAAUAAUUUACUGCAUUGUAAUGAAAUGCAAUAGUUAUUACAAAAAUUGCAUGCAGUGGAAUAUUAAUUAUCUAUGUACUUGCACAUUUUCUUACCUAGUUUGCCGUUUAAAAUUUCAUGCCGUUUAAAAACAUUUGAUUUCAUGCCGUUUAAAAACAUUUGAUUUUAUGGUAGCUGAGUGCAGUAAAACAUGUAUAAAAGAAUAAUAUUAAUGAUGAUUUACUUAUAACUAACUACUUUAAAGUGUGCAGUAUUUAAAAUAAUUGCUAAUCUUUGGAAUAUGGUAACAGGUAGUAAGGCGAUAAAGGUUACUAGCUAGGACUUUAGCAGUGUACAUGGAUAAAGUCAAGAGUUUGCACAAU
Stegodyphus dumicola is the source of this 3082-nucleotide messenger RNA. RefSeq names its product vezatin-like. NCBI's taxonomy places the organism in Eukaryota, Metazoa, Arthropoda, Arachnida, Araneae, Eresidae. Gene Ontology annotation, cellular component: plasma membrane. Gene Ontology annotation, biological process: cell-cell adhesion. Gene Ontology annotation, molecular function: myosin binding. The record is from RefSeq and is a predicted model, not a curated record.